AUGUCUUGGGACGACGGAUCACACGUGAAGGUGAAGAGAGUGCAGCUUACUUACGACGAUGACGCCAUCAACUCAAUCCAGGUCACGUACGACGGAACCCUUCAAUCCCAGCUUCGAGGCUCCGUUGGGUCCAAAUCUGCCGAGUACAUAACGUCUCUCACUGCUUACCGACGAACACUGACGGUUAUAACGGCCUUGACUUUCACGACGAACAAGAGCAGUUAUGGACCGUACGGAAACAAAUCCGAAAUCACGGCGAUCUCUGUCUUUGGGGAGACCGGUGGCACAAGAGAGACUGAAUGGGACGACGGGUCAGACCACGACGGCGUGACCAAGAUCUACGUAAGAUCCGAUGCGACUGGCAUUCAGUUGGUCAAGUUCGACUAUGUGAAAGACGGAAAACCAAAACUAGGAGCUCUCCAUGGCGUGCAUGGUAAUAGUAGAGGUUCAACGCGAGAGUUUGCAAUUAACCAUCCCGAAGAGUAUCUGGUUUCCGUCGAGGGUUGGUGUGACUCAUCCACUGUCAUUAUGGGUAUCCAGUUCAAAACCAACCACAAGACUUAUGAACACAUGGGAUAUGACUUUCAUGGUGAUGAUACUAAGUUUGAUCUCCAAGUUCAAGACAAGAAAAUCAUUGGGUUUCACGGUUUCGCGACCAACCGUCUCACCUCCAUUGGAGCUUAUUUCGUUCCAUUAGCCUCCACCGCUCCUUCAGUCCCUCCAUCACCAAUAGCGAAGAAGCUACAAGGCGAAGGUGAGGAUGGAGGGACUCCAUGGGAUGAUGGUGCUUUUGACGGUGUGAGAAAAGUGCAUGUUGGACAAUUCGACAUCGGUAUAGCAGCGGUCAAGUUUGUGUAUGAUAAAGAUGCUGCUGAGAUCGUUGGAGAUGAACAUGGCAAACGUACUUUGGCGGGAAACGAUGUGUUUGUGCUUGACUAUCCAAGUGAAUACAUCAUAGAAGUAAAAGGCACCUACGAGAAGGUCAUUGGUAGUAAGGCCAUGGUGAUAAGUAUGCUUAAAUUCACGACUAAUAAGAAUCGAACAUCUGAGCAGUUUGGCAUUGAAUCUGGCAAAGCCUUCACACUCGGAGAGAAAGACCACAAAAUCGUUGGCUUCCAUGGAAGCGCUGAAAAACUCCUCCACAAACUCGGGGUCUAUGUCCUUCCCAUCACCAAAUGA
This is a messenger RNA of Microthlaspi erraticum, 1179 nucleotides long. The record is from the annotation of a GenBank genome assembly. Lineage: Eukaryota; Viridiplantae; Streptophyta; Magnoliopsida; Brassicales; Brassicaceae.